AUGUUUCUCAAUGAUGCCUAUCUAUCCUCUCGACCAGAAGAUGUCUUGCUCCAGACGGUGAUGCUGGAUGCUCGCCUAAAGUUGGCGAUUCUACAAAACUGUACAAUCUGCCCAACUUGCGGUUUCACAUUCGCUGCCAGUGCCUUUGUGCCUGCUCAGUAUCCUCACUUUUCUCUCACCCCCCUCAUCCCAGCUGGCACAACCAGUUCUGAGAACAUACUGCCGGUUGAACCUCAUCAUGACGCCCUUGUACACGUUGCAGGGCAGCAGGCCAUUAUUCUUUCUGCCCAUGCUGAAGGAGGACAAAGUCUCUCAGACGGAUCUGCCUCAGACUGGGCAGACAUGCAGAGACAAGCGUACACAUACCAACGAAUGAUGCCACAUGCUUAUGUACCAACCCGACCCCCGGCCGGCCGUUCAUUUUCGUACAUUUUCUCUUCUCAAUCUGCCCCACUGCCUCGUGCAUAUUCUUGUUCUUCUUCUUCUUCAUCUGCCCAAUCAAUUGUUGGUGGGCUCAACGGUCGGCCUGACCGGCCGUCCAAUGGUUGGCUUGAGGGGGUUGGAGAUGAGGAUGAGGAGGAAAAAAAGUUUCUUGCCAGAGGCGACAGGAUGGGAGUCCAGCUGAGGCACGUGUCUGAGCGUGCCGUUCAUGUUGCCCGACUUUUAGGUCGUCCUGAUUGGUGGAGCCGUUGCAAACGCCAGUCCCAGUCGUCAGCCGGCCGGAGGGUGGGCUCGAACCCUACCGGCCAUGCGACAGAGCCCACUUGUGCUUUCAGCCUGUUCCAUUCACGCCUCCUCAUCCAGGCCAUACACUGCUCAAGAGCGUCUGAGCUCUCUCUCUCUCUCUCUCUCUCUCUCUCUCUCGGACAAGGAUCGAGACGCACAAGUGAGCUGGCAACCACGUCUAGGCACGAACUGACAAACACCAACUCACACAAACAGAUCUGUGUGCUCGUGUGCAAUCAGACUUUUAUGCCAUCUUAG
Protopolystoma xenopodis is the source of this 984-nucleotide messenger RNA. The record is from the annotation of a GenBank genome assembly. NCBI's taxonomy places the organism in Eukaryota, Metazoa, Platyhelminthes, Monogenea, Polystomatidea, Polystomatidae.